AUGGGGACUCGACUGGCGUCCGACGCGAGCUUUGAUAUCCAAUCAUUAACCAAACGUCUCAGACAGCCGUACAAGCCUGAUCUCGAGCAGUACGACAGUGGGGCGAUUUUGCGCGUGAAGCUUCAAAACUUUAUGUCGUACUCUUUGACGGAGUUUCACUUUGGCCCCACGAUGAAUCUGAUUAUUGGACCAAAUGGAACGGGAAAGUCAACUUUCGUGUGUGCAGUUUGUAUUGGAUUGGGUGGCAAACUGGAUUACCUGGGGAAAGCCUCGAUGAAUGUGGAUCAAUUCAUCAAAUCAGGAGAGAAAGAGGGAAGCAUCGAGCUUGAACUGAAGGGAGCCAACUCGUUCGAAACGGUGGUUGUGGAGCGCAAGCUGUACAGAAAGGCAAAAUCAGUGUGGUACGUGAAUAAUAGACCGUCCAAUGAAUCGCAAGUGAAAGCUCUUUUGAAAGAGUAUAAUAUCCAGCUGGAUAAUCUGUGUCAAUUCCUACCUCAAGACAGAGUUGCUCGGUUUGCCUCUUUAAAACCAGAGGAACUGCUCAAAGAAAUUGAACGCUUGUACGAAAACGGAGAAUUGCUCGAACAGCACAACAAGUUGAUGGAACUACAUGCUCUUCGCCAAGAAAAAACCAAGGCUCUAGCUGAUAUCGAGUUCCAGAUGUCUGCUUUGAACGAAAAGCGCAAAUCGCUGGAAGAACGGGCACAGCAGUACCACGAGUACCAGAGAUUGGAGAAAGAGCUUGCCAAACACGAAACUUUGCGACCAUAUGUCGAGUUGAGCACAGUCAAGAAGCACCGCGACGACUUGAAACAGAAGGUUCACGAUACGUCCCAGAAGGUUGAGGAGUUUGACCAGAAGAUCUUACCGAUGAAAGAGACACUUACCCGAUUCCGCAAAAACCUGGGUGACACUGACACCAAAAUCAAAGAAUGUACAACUACUAAGGAAACACUCAACAAGGAGAUAGAGAAACAUUUGAAAGACAUCGAGUCGUACGACUCAAAAAUACAAGGACUUGCAGACCAAAGAGCAUCGCUGGCUACAAGCUUGGAGACUCAUCGUGAGAAGUGGAAACAGCUUACAGAGGAUUUGCAGGUGGUGAAUCGGAAGUUGGAAUCUUUGGAGUUGGCAAGCGAAGAAGAGAUCGAGAAGUUGAAGAACCAUAGAACUGCAGUCUUGGAUCAGAUUUUAGAGGAACAAGAAUCGUUGGACAAUCUCGAGACCGAAAGACGUGCACUGACGCGCUCAAACAAACAACUAGAAGACCGAGUGCAGAUUAGCGAGAAUAGUCUGAGCUCCAAAGAUAGAUUAUUGCUGCUUGAUUCCACCAGAUAUGGUAACAUUAUCAAAGCUGCUAGGGUUUUGAGAGAAAAGAAAAAAGAGCUCAAACUCCAUUAUUUCGAGCCACCGAUCAUAUCGUUGACUGUUACGGAUAAAAAGUACGGACCUGCAUUGGAGCGGUCUAUAAGAUUCCAAAACCAAUGUGCUUUCACGGUCCCCAACAACAACGAAUACCACAAGUUGUCACACUUUCUCUAUAAUGAGCACCCGGAGAUUGGACGCAACAUUGGUAUCCGUACGCUCAGCGAUAAUUUCAGUUUUCAAUCACGGAUUCCUGUUGAGGAAAUCAAGAAAUAUCAAUUUGAUGGAUACUUGGUGGACUUCAUUGAGGGACCUCGCGAGGUUGUACAAAUGGUCUGCGAAAAUGACCGAAUUAAUAAUAUACCUGUCGCCUACAAAGAUCUGAGCCUUGCUGCCAAGGAUACGUUGUCCAACAAGAUCAGAAACGAAAACUUCCCAUUGACAGAGUUCAUAGCAGGAGAGGCUUAUUAUUCUUUCAACAAAUCCAACUACGGAUCCAAGCAGGUGACAACCAACAUUCGGGGAUUUGCUGCCAACAGAGCAUCGAUUUUUUCUGGUGGACUCCCAGACGACAAAAGAGUGGAGAUUCAGAAGCAGAUCGACGAAAAUAAGGCCAAGGUGGCCGAAAAUGGUGACAAAUUAUCCAAAUUGGUGCAGGCCAUGAAGUCGAAGCAGGAAUCUCUAAGCCAACUAACGAAGGAACGUGAUCAGGCCACCGCAAAGAUCAGCCGUCAAACCAAGGCCGAGAAGGAUAAAGAAAAAUAUAUCACACACAUCGAGACUAUCAAGGACAGAAUUAGGGUCGAGAAAAGAGAGAUCAGUAAGAUCAAGCAUCGCGAGAAUGAAGGUUUUGCGUCUAAGCUGCUCAGCAAAAUAGGAAGCCUGGAACAGAAGAAGAUUGAAACUUUUGAAUUGAUAGAGCCAAAAAUAUCCAAGAUAUGCGAUCUUGACGAACAAUUGCUGGACGCACAGAUUCUUGCAAUUCAGGAAAACAACAAAUAUAGUACUAUCCAGUCGUUGAACGAAUCUAUCCUGACUACUCGAGAUGAGUUGGUGCAGGAGCUCAAGGAAGCCAAAGCAGAUUAUUCGACGGCUAAAGAGAACUACUCCAAGGCUCUCCGUGAGUACAAAGCUCAAUUGGACUCGCUGAGUGACGAAGACCGUACCGAAUUGGAGAAUUUAGUUGCUGAGUUACAAGAAAACGAAACUUUGACUGAGGAAGGCUUAAAUGCUGAGAUCAGCAGAAUCAAAUCGCAGAUGAGAUUGAGACGGAAUGGUGCUGGAGCAGACUCCUUGAAACGUCUUGAAGAGGUGGAGAAGCAGAUCGACCAGUUCGAGGCUCGAAUGCCCGAGUAUGAGAUCGACAUUGGUGUUUUAAGCAAAGAAAUCGAAGAUCUGGCUGCUGUUUGGAAGCCAAAGCUGGAGUUUGUGAUUAGGAUAAUUGCGCGCGAUUUUGGCGAGAACCUGAAAGCUGUUGCCAGUGCGGGCGAUGUGCAGUUAGACUGCGAGUCUGAGAGCUUCGCAGAGUGGAAGCUCAAGAUCAUGGUGAGUUUCAGAGACAGCCAGGCCUUGAUGCAGCUGAAUGCAGCGCAACAGAGCGGAGGAGAGAAAUCUGCCACCACUGCGGUUUUUCUCAAUUCGCUACAAGGACUGACAAAUACGCCGUUCCGUGUGGUGGACGAAAUCAACCAGGGUAUGGACUCCAAGAACGAGAGACUUAUCCAUGAGCUGAUUGUGCGGAAAGCCUGCUCUGCUCGUGGAUCCCAGUACUUUUUGAUCACGCCCAAGCUGCUUACGAAUCUAUACUACGGCGAUGGAAUGAGAGUGCACUGCAUUUUGGCUGGAAGAUGGUGUCCAGAAUACGAAGACUCUAUGGAGUUUUUGGAGAUGGGGGUGACAGAUAAAUAUUUCUAA
Molecule: messenger RNA, 3279 nt
Organism: Ogataea philodendri
Lineage: Eukaryota; Fungi; Ascomycota; Pichiomycetes; Pichiales; Pichiaceae
Exons: 1
Coding region: 1-3279 (1092 amino acids)
Biological process (GO): double-strand break repair via homologous recombination
Cellular component (GO): Smc5-Smc6 complex
Molecular function (GO): ATP binding; ATP hydrolysis activity
Source: RefSeq, a predicted model, not a curated record